Messenger RNA from Manihot esculenta (cassava), 1926 nucleotides. Its product is annotated as F-box/FBD/LRR-repeat protein At5g53840. Gene Ontology annotation, molecular function: protein binding. The transcript is spliced from 4 exons. NCBI's taxonomy places the organism in Eukaryota, Viridiplantae, Streptophyta, Magnoliopsida, Malpighiales, Euphorbiaceae. The coding region runs from base 130 to 1842 and encodes 570 amino acids. The record is from RefSeq and is a predicted model, not a curated record.
UUGGAUUAGUUAGCAAUUUCUUAUCCAUUACCAUAUAUUGUAGCUGUCAUAUGCCAUUAUUAUUCACAUAGUUUACAUUCCUUUCCUUUCCGAAUCAAAGUUUUGUUUUUAUAUUCAAUUACGUCGUUAAUGUUAGCAAAUAAUAUAGAAGAGGAAUCAGAGGUGAACAUAGUAGAGAAGAUGGAUCGAAUCUCAGAGUUGCCAGAAUGUAUAAUCCACCACAUCUACUCAUUCCUACCCACAAAAGAUAUGGCUAAAACCGCUCUUUUAUCCAAGAGCUGGAGAUCAAAGAGGGCUUCAUAUCCCAACCUGGAUUUUGAUCAAUCUUUGUUCGGUGAAGAGCUAGAAAUUCCUGGAAUGCAUAGAAGGAACGCGAAAGAGAAUAAUGAACAGAACAGUGUAAGAAAACUGAGGAAGAAGUUCAUUCAAUUUGUGGAUGGCACCAUGCAGAGAUUCUGUGAUCAGGAUUUAUAUAUACAGAAAUUCAAGCUCCAUAUGAAGAUCCGUCAAUCUCACCAUGCUUAUUUGGUCCAGGAGUGGAUACGUUUAGCCAUAAAACGACGUGUCAGAGAGGUAAGUAUCCAUAUACUGAUGCCAGUGUUUAUGGCACUCCUUUUACCUCGAGAAAUCUUUGCUUGCAAAUCAAUAACAGUUCUGAAGCUAUCCUGUUGUGACUUGAGGGCAAUCUCAUUCAGAGACACAAGUGCGGUUAUGUUGCCCUGUCUGCUUAAGUUGUCUCUCAAGCAUGUUUCUGUAGGUGAAUUCACUGUCCAAUAUUUUUUAUUGGGCUGUCCCUCGAUUGUGCACUUGAGUUUCAAGAACUGCAAGGGAUUCUUCACUAAUCUUUAUAUUCCAGGACCGAAAAGUUUAAAGAUACUGAAGUUAAUAGUGGUGAAAAGGGAAUUUAAACAACUCGAGAGAGUUGAUAUUGAAGCACCAACUCUUGAAAGAUUAACUAUUCAUGGUGAUUCAGUGAUGACCAAAGUAGCUAAGAGUCGAGAACUGAAAUCUUUAACCAUAAAAGGGGGAGAUAUGGUUACUGAUCAGUUGUUCCGUGAACUGAUUUCUGAACAUCCCCUUCUUGAAACCUUAGACCUGGAUAGUUGCAAAAGGUUAGAAAGGAUAAAUAUUUCAAGUCGUCGUCUCAAAAGCUUGAAAAUAAGAAAUUGUCGGUAUCUGGAGCAUUGUGAAAUUGUUACUCCAAAUUUACUCUCUUUUGAAUUUGACGGGAAACUGAGUGCCUUCUGCAGUGGCUUCAUCAGUGCCCCAUGUCAGUGGAAAGUGAAACUUGAAUUAGAUUUUGACACCUUAUGGUUGUCUGAUUUGGAGUUUCUUAUAAAGGAAAACAGAAUUAAACAUCUGACAUUGUCAAUCUCUUCUGACGAGAUCUCAUCAUAUUAUAGUGGGCACAAGGUCAAUCCACUGGUAAUCUCUCCAUGUUGCGAGGUGGAACACUUGAGUUUAAGAACAGAUGUAUCACGGUCAAGUUACAGAGCUAUUGUAGAAAGCCUAUUUUCCAUUUGCCAACCUAAGAUUCUGUCUGUAGCAUUCAGAAUGAAGUCCACAAACAAAUUCAUUAAGUUUUUAUAUGAGAACCUCAUGGACAUCAAGAACCCAAAAUGCUGCAGAGCUAGAAAACAAAAAUGUUGGAGACACUAUUUAAAGGAUGUGAAGAUUGAGAGAGUUGAAAGUGACAAAAAAGAGAAGCCGCAAUGCUUGGCUUGCUUAGAAAAGAUGCCUCUUGAAUGGGUUACUCUAUUGAAUCCUCAGCCAAAACUUGGAGGCGGCCUUGUAUAUUUUGCUUUAAAUUGGAGAGACUUGCCUAGUGUUAAUCAUGAAUAGCAAGCUUUCAAGAGGAGGGGGGCUUUUUCAGAUUGUCUAUUUCGAAUGAUAUUUAUGAUAUUCUUUUGUUAAUGUUGGGGAUGA